UUUAUAGGGAAUCCAUUGCCAAUCCAUAGAGGUAUUUAGGUGUAAACAAACCAAAAGACCCAAAUACACCAAACAUGAACAACACCAUCUCUUUUGCUCUGCUUCACCUUGCAUUUUGCUUCACUUUAGUUUCAUUCACUCCUAUUUCUGCCCUGGAAUUGCAUGGAACUGGUGCCAACAUGGUCGAAACAACUUGCCAAAAGACACCCUUUUACAAUCUAUGCGUCUCGGCUCUUAAAUCCGACCCUCGAAGUUCCGGUGCAAACGUAGCGGGGCUAGCGCAAAUCGGAACUGAUAAACUGAAGGCCAAAGCCACCGCAACGCUGCGGCAGAUCACAGCGCUGCUUAAAGUGGCCAAAGAUCCGAAGCUGAAAAUGGCCUUGCGUGACUGUGCUGAUUAUUACAACGCCAUUGUUAAAUACGAUAUCCCGGUAGCUGUAGAAGCUGUCACGAAAGGCGACCCAAAGUUCGGUGUCGAGGGGGCGACGGAUGCAGCUAAUGAAGCCGAUGCUUGUGGCAGGGGAUUCAAAAACGAACCCAAGUUUCCAAUAUAUGCUAGCAACAAGGUUGUCCAUGAUCUUUCUGCUGUGGUUGCUUCCAUUGUCCAAUUAUUACUAUGAGGACGAUGAAAUGUUUUAACUGUUCUGCAAGAAACUUACUGUCUAAUGCCAAGUAAUGGGCAAUAAAAAUGUAUGUAAAGAUGUGUUAUAGAUGUUAUGAAAAAUGGAUAAAGAGUGAAAUGAUUAGUGGUUUUGUUUAAAAGAAGAA
This is a messenger RNA of Gossypium arboreum, 768 nucleotides long. Its product is annotated as cell wall / vacuolar inhibitor of fructosidase 1-like. The transcript has a single exon. The coding region runs from base 75 to 620 and encodes 181 amino acids. Gene Ontology annotation, biological process: negative regulation of catalytic activity. Gene Ontology annotation, molecular function: enzyme inhibitor activity. NCBI's taxonomy places the organism in Eukaryota, Viridiplantae, Streptophyta, Magnoliopsida, Malvales, Malvaceae. The record is from RefSeq and is a predicted model, not a curated record.